This is a messenger RNA of Alexandromys fortis (reed vole), 2132 nucleotides long. It is a transcript of the gene Vsig1, whose product is annotated as V-set and immunoglobulin domain containing 1. NCBI's taxonomy places the organism in Eukaryota, Metazoa, Chordata, Mammalia, Rodentia, Cricetidae. The coding region runs from base 603 to 1943 and encodes 446 amino acids. Gene Ontology annotation, cellular component: plasma membrane; basolateral plasma membrane. The record is from RefSeq and is a predicted model, not a curated record. Gene Ontology annotation, biological process: maintenance of gastrointestinal epithelium; epithelial cell morphogenesis. The transcript has 14 exons.
CUGUCCCCGCCCCUGAGCCCGUGACUCCCUUGCUGAAUCCCUUUGCUGCCGGCAGGAAGAGUAGGAGGAGCUGACCGGCUUUUGCAAACCCCGUGAGAGCUCUCUCCCAAGAGGUUGAAAAAACGCCGCGUCUGGUUUUCCUGGAUUCAGAGGAGCAGAAGAUAGAGCAUAUCAUAUCGUGCUGCCCUCAUCCAACGCCCACUGACUCAAUCAUGUGAAGUCAUACGCUGGAAAAUGAAUACUCUGAAGAAAGAAUAUGGGAUCUGCUGGUACCUCGAGCUUAUUGUCCAAAGAGAAGGUCUUUGCAGUUGCACAAUUUGCCAGUGUGUCAACUACACCUGUUCCAUCAAGCACUGUGCAGUCCAUACUGUAAAGUAAAAGACUCAAAGUACAUUGCUCACAUGCGUGUAGGCUUGCAGCCUGGCCACCUCCUGGAAUCCCACCCCUUUGCUACAGAAACCAGUGUCCUCUUUUCCUCCCAUUCCCGAGGAAGAAACAGCCUUUCCAAACCUGAGUGGUGGGGUAUUGAGACCAAGGAUUGUUGAUUCCUGCCAUUUUGCUGUUUCUGGGGGAGACCACCAAGGCCAUCAGAGGGCUGAUGCAUGUACGUCUUCACCACAUACUGCCUUAUAAUAAGGCUCACAUGCCCAGUGCCACAAGGUGCCAGAUGUCUCCCCAUUGGCCUAAGAACCCCGACCGGCUCGUCCCUGUGUCACGUUAGUAUGGUGCAAGUGACCAUCCCAGACAGUUUCUUGAAUGUGACUGUUGGAUCUAAUGUCACUCUGCUCUGCCUCUAUACCACCACUGUGACAUCGCUGGACAAGCUCACAAUCCAAUGGUCUUUCUUCCACAAUAAGGACAUGGAGCCAAUUUCUCAUGGCUCGCACCCCAAUACUGAGGGUAUGGAGGAAAAGGCAGGCAGUCAGUGUCUAAAUAUGGCGCAUGCAAGAGACGCACGGGGAAGAUGUAGCUGGACCUCUCAGAUUUACUACUAUGAAGGCGGACAAGCUUCGGCUAUUGGGCAAUUCAAGGAUCGAAUUAUAGGGUCAACUAAUCCAGAGAACGCAUCGAUCACCAUAUUGCAGAUGCAACCAGCAGACAGUGGAGUUUACAUCUGUGAUGUCAACAACCCUCCAGAUUUUGUCGGCAAAAACCAAGGCAUUCUUGCUGUCAGUGUUUUAGUCAAACCUUCCAAGCCCUUUUGUACCAUCCAAGGAAGACCAGAAGCAGGCCACCCAAUCUCCUUGUCUUGCCUUUCUGCUGUUGGAACACCAUCCCCUGCGUAUUACUGGUAUAAGAUUGAGGGGAACACCAUCGUGCCAGUAAAAGAAAGCUUCGACUCGGCCACUGGAGUUUUGGUUAUCGGAAAUCUGACAAAUUUUAAGCAAGGCUAUUAUCAGUGCACUGCCGUCAACAGUCUCGGCAAUAGUUCCUGUGAAAUUGACUUAACCUCUUCGCAUCCAGAAGUCGGUAUCAUCAUUGGGGCCUUGAUCGGCGCCCUGAUAGGCGCUGCUGCCAUCAUCUGUGUGGUGUACUUUGCACGGAACAAAGUUAAGUCAAAGCAAAGGAAGAGGAACUUAAACCUGAGCACGGAACUUGAGCCAAUGACAAAGGCAAGCCAUUCCCAAGACAAUGAAGUCAUUCCAUCUGAAGAGAUCCAGCUAGAAGCAACUCAUCCAUCUUCCAUUCAUGGCGCCCAGUCCACUGAACCUCCUACUGCCAUCUCAGGGCCAGAUUACGAGCCUGACCCCCAGCUUGAAACCACCACACAGCCUGACCCUGAACCAGAGCCUAUUCCAGUGCCCAAGAUGGAGAUUCAGUUGGAACCGGAGCUGGAGCCAGAGACAGAGCCUGAGUCUGAGCCUGAGCCUGAGCCUCAGCCUCAGCCUGGAAUUAUAGUUGAGCCCCUGCGCGAGGAGGGAAAGGAUUCAGUUCAGGCAUAGGCGUACAGAGGCGCGGCACUAAGUACGGCAGUUCUCACUUACGAACCCAUUCCUGGCCUUUAAUGUUUGGUGAACUUAACCAGUCCCCAGUUUGUCCUUCCAUCGUGGACAACCCUCAUCUAACAACAUGCUCAUACUUACCAUUAAUUCAAAAUAAAUAAACCAAGGCAACUACUAAAGAAAUGCAAA